AUGAAAUCCGUCGAAAGUCUGACCUUUGGUGCCUUGGCGAAGAUGGAGAAAUCAAUGUUAUCUGGGAGAACAUCCUCGAAUGGAAGAAUCAGGUCAGUUGGGAGGAAUAAAGUGGAGAACGGAGUUGUAGAGGGGAUACUAGGAGCUGUUCAAUCGAGAAAGAGUUUGGUUUUGUGAAAGGCCCGCUAUUACGACAUAUUUUUUUAAAUGUUGCGGUAGGGAUGACUACUUUCCCUGCAAGUGAAGUACCCCAAAUUCGACGCCCAGAUUUUCUUUAGAUUUUGCACGCAUGUCGGGCAUGAACUAAAUACAAAUUCCUGAAAGUUUUAGCUCGCGCUUUGCAAACGCCGCCGAGAUAUUGAAUGAUUUUUGCCGCCGAGAGAACAUGCUAAACGUGAAGAGCGGUUAGAGAGAAAACGCUUUUUGGCCAUAGCUUUAGCAGUUAUUGUUUUUUUAAAAGUUUUUCGCUUUUUAAUACAUUGUUCUUUCAGAAAGACCUUCAUCCUUCAUGUUUGCCUUGUGGUCAACACGGAAGCUGGAGUGAUCGGAAACGAAGAACAAGUCACUCUGCCGAAACCUGCCUUCCGUGGAACGGUCGGCUUGUUUGAAUAUGUACAGUUCAAUUUGUUUGGGGGUAAGUGAAGCUUUCGUUAAUAGAGGGACUUUGGUUGGUCUACAGAGUGUUUCUAGAAAUUCCUCGGAAAGUAAUCGCCGAUUUCUUAGCGCUCAGUCAAGAUAUCCAAAAAAUUUUUUUGCAUAACAAAGAAUAUGGGCGGUUUUUUGCCUUAAAAAAUCAUUUUCUCCGCCAACGCGGAAAGCAGUGUAUUCGGCGGAGACUUUUGGGCGCUUUUUUGGUUAUCACACGAAUUUUUAACUUGAUUAUGAAAGAUUUGUAGGGGCUUUAUGUUGUUGACGAGAUAGUUAAAUUUCGUUUUCAAAUUUUUCCAUUUGUAGUAAAGCAUUGCUUCCAGGUUUCCCAAAGUUUGUAUAUGAAUGA
This is a messenger RNA of Bursaphelenchus xylophilus (pine wood nematode), 997 nucleotides long. Lineage: Eukaryota; Metazoa; Nematoda; Chromadorea; Rhabditida; Aphelenchoididae. The record is from the annotation of a GenBank genome assembly.